Suhomyces tanzawaensis NRRL Y-17324 is the source of this 300-nucleotide messenger RNA. RefSeq lists its product as uncharacterized. Gene Ontology annotation, biological process: mitotic cell cycle; positive regulation of transcription by RNA polymerase II. The transcript has a single exon. The annotation marks the transcript as partial. Lineage: Eukaryota; Fungi; Ascomycota; Pichiomycetes; Serinales; Debaryomycetaceae. The record is from RefSeq and is a predicted model, not a curated record. Gene Ontology annotation, cellular component: nucleus. Gene Ontology annotation, molecular function: RNA polymerase II cis-regulatory region sequence-specific DNA binding; DNA-binding transcription factor activity, RNA polymerase II-specific.
CGCGGGCCGUGGUCGCCGUUGGAAGACAAGAAGCUCUUGGACUUGAUCGCGGUGUUCGGGCCCACUAACUGGGUGCGCAUUUCCAACUCGUUGGCCACCCGCACUCCCAAGCAGUGCCGCGAGCGGUUCCACCAGAACCUCAAGCCGUCGUUGAAUCGCGCACCCAUUCUGGUGGAGGAAGGCGAGUUGAUCGAGUCGUUGGUGGCGAAGUAUGGCAAGAAAUGGGCAGAGAUUUCCCGCCACAUGAACGGGAGGUCCGACAAUGCCAUCAAGAACUGGUGGAAUGGGGGUGCUAAUCGU